Molecule: messenger RNA, 2220 nt
Organism: Serendipita indica DSM 11827
Lineage: Eukaryota; Fungi; Basidiomycota; Agaricomycetes; Sebacinales; Serendipitaceae
Source: the annotation of a GenBank genome assembly
AUGCGAAUUGGUCUUGUUAUUCGAAAUGUCGCCUGGUGUCGACAAACCACUCAUUUAAACCACUUCUCACAACGUUAUGCCUCUACAACCGCGACUCAACUCUCCGACGCGGACCAGGCUAGACUUUUCCGCCAGCGAAAUAUUGGCGUGUCGGCGCACAUCGACUCUGGCAAAACGACACUUACGGAGCGGAUAUUAUUCUACACUGGUCGUAUAAAUGCUAUUCACGAGGUCCGAGGAAAAGACAAUGUUGGAGCAAAAAUGGAUAGUAUGGACUUGGAAAGAGAAAAGGGCAUCACCAUUCAAAGUGCUGCAACAUUUUGUGAUUGGAACACAAAAAACCCAAUCUCUGGCGAGAAGGAGUCGUAUUCCAUCAACAUUAUCGACACGCCAGGUCACGUAGACUUUACUAUCGAAGUUGAACGUGCUUUGAGAGUACUCGACGGGGCUAUAUUGAGUCAAACAAUCACCGUGGAUCGUCAAAUGAGACGAUAUAAUGUUCCUCGCAUCUCCUUUAUCAACAAAAUGGAUCGACCGGGUGCGAAUCCUGCGCGCGUUAUCCAACAAAUUCGUCAGAAACUUCGUAUGCCAGCGGCUGCGGUACAAGUGCCUAUCGGUGCGGAAGAUGAAUUCAAAGGAGUGGUCGACCUCGUCCGCUGGAAAGCCAUUUAUAAUUCAGGCCACAAAGGUGUUGAAAUUGUCGAGGAAGACGAGAUCCCCGCCACAGUGUUACAAGAAGCACAGGAUCGGAGGGCUGAGCUCAUCGAGCAGCUCGCAGAGGUCGACGAAACUAUUAGUGAUGCAUUCCUCGAAGACGGUGAGAUCACGACAGAAAUGCUCGUCGGGGCGAUUCGAAGGGCCACCAUUGCACGAAAGUUUACCCCAGUCUUCUUGGGGUCAGCCGUCAAGAAUACAGCCGUUCAGCCAUUAUUGGACGGUGUUUGUUCUUAUCUUCCUACACCUUCGGAUGCUGCUACAUCUGCGCUCGACCUCUCAAAGCCUUCUGGUGAGCAAGCCGUCGAUCUGGUUCCUGCAGCGGAAGCACCAUUAGUCGCGCUCGCAUUCAAGCUUGAAGAAGGACGCUAUGGCCAACUUACGUAUAUGCGCGUCUAUCAAGGCUCUAUUAAGAAAGGCGGUUGGAUAUGGCAUGCAAAGACUGGCAAACGUGUCAAGGUACCGAGACUAGUGCGUAUGCACAGUGACGAUAUGGAGGAUAUUGAAACCAUUGGUCCUGGAGAGAUUUGCGCCAUCUUUGGUAUCGAAUGUGCGUCUGGCGAUACAUUCACCGACGGCCAAUCAUCGCUAUCCAUGUCAAGCAUGUUUGUACCGGAUCCCGUCAUUUCACUGUCCAUCAAACCGGAAAGCGGCACCGAGACACCCAACUUCUCAAAGGCAUUGAAUCGUUUCAAAAAAGAAGAUCCAACAUUCCGCGUGCAUGUUGACCCUGAAUCGCAGGAGACUAUCAUCUCCGGUAUGGGCGAACUUCACCUUGAAAUCUAUGCAGAACGGAUGAAACGAGAGUAUGGUGUUCCAUGCGUUACUGGCAAACCCCAGGUCGCCUUCCGAGAAACCAUUCAGGGUCCUGCCAAGUUUAACUACACGCACAAGAAGCAGACCGGAGGUGCCGGUCAGUUUGCUCGUGUCAUCGGAGGCAUCGAGCCCGAACCACGUGACCCGGAAACGGGCAAAGAUGUCGUAUUCGAAAAUCUCGUUAUGAGCGGCAACGUUCCAAGCAACUAUAUCCCGGCCGGCUUCCUUGAGGCUUUGGAAAAGGGAUCGCUGGCUGGUUGUCCUGUCAGCGGUGUCCGUCUUGUGCUAGAGGAUGGUGCCUUCCACGCAGUCGACUCGUCUGAGCUUGCUUUCCGUUUGGCGACGAUUGGAGCUUUCCGCGAAGCGUACAAAAACGCAUCUCCGGUUAUCCUUGAACCUAUCAUGACAGUAGAAAUCACGGCUCCGGUGGAGUUCCAAGGAAACAUUAUCGGUGGUAUAAAUCAGCGGAGAGGCACCAUCAUCGACACCGAGGUCCGCGAUGACGAGUUUACUCUCAUUGCGGAUGUCAGCCUUAACGACAUGUUUGGUUAUUCCAGUGCCUUGCGUGGUGCAACGCAGGGCAAAGGCGAGUUCUCUAUGGAGUACAAGGAACACCAACCAGUCUUGCCGCACGUUCAGAAGGAGAUGGCGGACGCAUACCGCAAGAAGAUGGACAGCAAGAACAAAUAG